AGGCAUUUCACAUUUGGAAGAAACUUUAAGCCGUUUUGUGGAUGAAUUUGCGUUUUGUCGGUGAUACAUAGACAUUCAGGAUGGUUCAGUUCGCCAUACGGAUGCCUCAGACUGAGGGCGGCUGUCCUGAGUGGACCAUGGUGGAGCUACAGGGAGUACUGGAGACCAGGGACAGCAGUGGGCUGCCUGGAAACAGGCUAGGAGACCUGCACUUUACCAAGGGGGGGCAGCCGAUCUUGCUGAUUGGUCACCACGUGCUUCAUGGGAAGGUGGUGGAGUUGGAGAAACCGUUUGCUGUUCUGGUCAAGGAGAAGGAGAAGGAGAAGAAGGAUGAUUCCACUGACAGUAUGGACACGGGGGAGUCAGCAGACACUGUGACAUGCUCAGACUAUCUCGUGAAGGCGGUUAUCAGGAACAAACUGGUGUUCAAGAACAGACCCAGGCCAAUUAUCAACCUUACACACAAGAAGGGACACUAAAAAAAAUGUAGUAAUUUCUUACAACUUGUAAUGUUAAAAUGCUUUGUCUACAUGUAUCAUGAGUAGGCUUUCAACAGCAAAUCUUUAUCAAACAAUGGAAUAUAAUAAGGACAAUGGUUACAUCACUACUGUACACAGAUUCUGAAGCAAAGCUGAGCUGUAAUUUUCACCACUGAGUCAUGUGUUCUGUCUGCAUAACAUGACAUCACAGAAACAAACACACACAAAUAAACAACACACUGAAGAUAAUACCUCGAUAUCCAGAGGUAAAAAAUACUUGACAAUUCAUGCA
Molecule: messenger RNA, 771 nt
Organism: Branchiostoma belcheri (Belcher's lancelet)
Lineage: Eukaryota; Metazoa; Chordata; Leptocardii; Amphioxiformes; Branchiostomatidae
Product: chromosome transmission fidelity protein 8 homolog
Exons: 3
Coding region: 81-479 (132 amino acids)
Biological process (GO): mitotic sister chromatid cohesion
Cellular component (GO): Ctf18 RFC-like complex
Source: RefSeq, a predicted model, not a curated record